AUGGUUCUCAAGAAAACAAUUAUUGUUGAUGGUGAUCUAAAAACUGGUGGUUCUGUUGUAUUGGUUCAGCGUUCUUCUAUUGAAGUUCAACUUGAAGAAAACAAUCUCAAGGUUGAGCUUGAUUCCUUAAUUGGACAAGCUACAGUUUUGGCUGCACUUGCAUUUGUCUCCCCAAAGCUGCCUCUUGGUUAUCCAGCUAGAUUUCCCAGAACAUUGCUUGAUGUAGCUAGAAAAAUGCUAAUAGAAGCUAGCCGAAACACCGUGGUUGCUACGGUUGAAAAAGAAGUUGGAUGGUUACUUCUCCCAUCCUUGUUGACUUCCAUGCCAAAGGAGGAGAUGGAAGACCAGGUGUUUGAUAUUCAUUCAUUAUGGGCUGAUGUCUUUAGUGGUCAUAGCCAAGAGCAUCAAGCAAAUUCAUAUGAGGAUCUAUCUUAUAAAAUAAGGUUAGCCUAG
Messenger RNA from Lactuca saligna, 453 nucleotides. The record is from the annotation of a GenBank genome assembly. Lineage: Eukaryota; Viridiplantae; Streptophyta; Magnoliopsida; Asterales; Asteraceae.